Molecule: messenger RNA, 1292 nt
Organism: Pezoporus occidentalis (night parrot)
Lineage: Eukaryota; Metazoa; Chordata; Aves; Psittaciformes; Psittacidae
Gene: CRYBA1
Product: crystallin beta A1
Exons: 6
Coding region: 527-1123 (198 amino acids)
Biological process (GO): lens development in camera-type eye; visual perception
Molecular function (GO): structural constituent of eye lens
Source: RefSeq, a predicted model, not a curated record
CCUUACCCACCACAGAGCCACAGUGAGGGUGGGGGGUGUCCACACCAACACGGAGGUGGAGACCCACCAAGGCAAUGGCAGUGCGUGGUACACACCUCACCAAGCCCACCACCCAUAGGGUCUCACCAUGAAGCCACCAUCCCCACCGUGCCAGCCAGCGCCCUGUGACACCGCAGUGCAUUGCCCCUGGAAAAUGCCAGAGUGGUCAGAGCAUUGAGUCAUUGGUGCCAAGAUUAUCUGUGCAAACAGCCGCCCUGACUGGGGGGGGGGGGUAUUAUUAUUAUCAAUUUGUUUUAUUUUUUCUUUUUCCCCAAGAAUGUGGCUCAGCCCAUGGGGAUGAGCAGCUGAAAUCUCCGGGGAUCAGCAGGACAAUGCCAGAGCAAGCAUUGUGCUGACGGCUCUGCAAACGCUGGCACCGGCUCCCAGCCAGCAGCACCCUAUAAAAGCCGAGCCGCUGAAGUAGGCAAACAUUACAUGGGGGAAGCAGCAGUAACCGCCUGAGCUAGACACCGUUCCAGCACCAAAGAUGGCUCAGACAAACCCUCUGCCUGUCCCCAUGGGCCCAUGGAAGAUCACUGUGUACGACCAAGAGAACUUCCAGGGCAAGAGGAUGGAGUUCACCUCGGCCUGCCCGAACAUCAUGGAGUGCGGCUUCGACAACAUCCGCUCCAUGAAGGUGGAGUGCGGCGCCUGGGUGGGUUACGAGCACACCGGGUUCUGCGGGCAGCAGUUCAUCCUGGAGAGGGGAGAGUACCCGCGCUGGGACGCCUGGAGCGGCAGCAACGCCUACCACAUCGAGCGCCUCAUGUCCUUCCGCCCCGUCUGCUCCGCUAACCACAAGGAAUCCAGGAUCACCAUCUUCGAGAAGGACAACUUCAUCGGCCGCCAGUGGGAGAUCGCUGAUGACUACCCCUCGCUGCAGGCCAUGGGCUGGGCCAACAACGAAGUGGGCUCCAUGAAGAUCUCGUGUGGCGCCUGGGUUUGCUACCAGUAUCCCGGGUACCGUGGCUACCAGUACAUCCUGGAGGCCGACCACCACGGAGGAGACUACAAGCACUGGAGGGAGUGGGGCUCGCACGCCCAGACCUCCCAGAUCCAAUCCAUCAGGCGUGUCCAGCAGUAGCUCCCCACUUCCCACUACACCUUUGCAAGGUUUCUAAAGCUCAUCGGCUCCCUUUUGGUGCUAAUACUCCCCUCCCGAAAUAACCACCCCUUCUUGUACUGCAACUGCUUAUGGAACAACACACCCCAACGGUACCGACUGCCACAACUGCCAAUAAAUGUGACUGAAA